This is a messenger RNA of Capsicum annuum, 1527 nucleotides long. RefSeq names its product endonuclease 4. The transcript has 10 exons. Gene Ontology annotation, biological process: DNA catabolic process. Gene Ontology annotation, molecular function: nucleic acid binding; endonuclease activity. Lineage: Eukaryota; Viridiplantae; Streptophyta; Magnoliopsida; Solanales; Solanaceae. Bases 281 to 1171 code for a protein of 296 amino acids. The record is from RefSeq and is a predicted model, not a curated record.
GUAUAGUAUUGCAAAAUCACAAAUUACCUACUCCGUACUUUUGCAAUUCUUACCUUAAAUUUUAUAAUAUGAAUUGCUUAGCCAAUCUACAUUAUCUUAGUAUUAAAAUAAUAGAUGUUUGAAAUUACCGCGUCAAAUAGUUCUAUUGAUUCUUAUUAAUAUACUCAUCAGUUCAGUACCAUUUCUAGGGUUUAUUACACCUCAAAAUAAUUGUCAUUCUUGAAUCUUGAAGCUCCAAAAGUACUCUUUAGCAACUGAUUGUCUAAUUUGAUUGGAGAAGAUGGGUGGUUUUGAGCUGAAAUGGUUUGUAAGAGUAGCUGUUGUUCUGAUGAUGGUCCCAGAAAUUCUUGGUUGGGGGAAAGAAGGACACUAUGUUAUCUGCAAAAUUGCUCAGGAAUAUCUAACAGAAGAUGCUUUGGCUGCAGUCAAAGCAUUACUCCCAGAUCAAGCCGAAGGUGAUCUUUCAAAUGUCUGCUUCUGGGCUGAUGAAGUUCGGCACCACUACCACUACCGCUGGAGUGCUCCGUUACAUUAUGUAGAUACACCUGAUUUCUUGUGCAAUUACAAAUAUUGCCGAGAUUGCCAUGACGGGCAUGGACACAUGGACAGGUGUGUUACGGGAGCAAUAUACAACUACUCAAUGCAACUUUCACAGGGAUACUAUGAUUUGAAUUCAGAAAAAUACAACUUGACUGAAGCACUUAUGUUCUUGUCUCAUUUUGUUGGUGACGUACAUCAGCCACUUCAUGUUGGUUUCAUUGGAGAUCUUGGUGGAAAUACUAUAGUAGUUCGUUGGUACAGGCGGAAGACUAAUUUGCACCAUGUAUGGGAUACCAUGAUUAUUGAAUCUGCAUUGAAGACAUACUACAAAUCUGAUAUCAUGUUAAUGAUACAAGCUCUUAUGAAAAACAUCACUGAUGGAUGGUCCGAUGAGGUUCCAUCUUGGGAAGAUUGCCCGAAGCUGGUUUGUCCUGACCCGUAUGCUUCUGAAAGUAUACAUUUGGCAUGCAAAUUUGCCUACAGAAAUGCAACCCCGGGAAGCACUUUAACAGAUGAUUACUUCCUCUCUCGGCGUCCUGUUGUGGAGAAGAGGUUGGCGCAAAGUGGGGUCCGCUUGGCCGAAGUUCUCAACCGAAUUUUCACUAAAAAACCAUCAGUUGUUGCACAAUGAAGAUGAACUGCAGCAGGAAGUCACAAAUAGGGGUCCCCACUAUGUAUUCAACAACUUCCUCUAUAACUUGGGGAGUUUUCCUCACGCCAAGAAGUGACACCUACUUAAUUGCCUUAUAAGUCAACUAUUAUAUUUUAAAAAGGUGUAAUAAUAUAUACCUUUAGAUGUACUACUACUCCAUCUCAUCUGAUAAUGCUGCUGUCAUAUUGGAAUAUGCUGUAUGUUGCUUUUAUGGAUUAUCAACCUCUAUUUUGCUUAAGAUAAUAGGAAUCUUCAGCUUGUACACAAUAAGAACCAGUUGAACAUUUUGUAUAUAUAUGUAACAAUCCCAUUUUGAUGGGACAUUUCUGUUUCUA